Molecule: messenger RNA, 1284 nt
Organism: Pyricularia grisea
Lineage: Eukaryota; Fungi; Ascomycota; Sordariomycetes; Magnaporthales; Pyriculariaceae
Exons: 3
Coding region: 1-1284 (427 amino acids)
Source: RefSeq, a predicted model, not a curated record
AUGAAGACCCAUUUUCUCCUCUUCCUCUCGGCAUCUACACUUUGGUUCCAGGAUGCCGUCUGGUCAACUCCAGUGCCUGGCGUCGGAGGUUCCAAAGUUGCACGCAUUCCCAAACAAAAGCCAAACCGAAAACCAGCCUUUACAAGCCUAACUCCAGUAAAGAAUGGGAAUGGAAUACAGCAAAUCACUUCUCGGCCUCAGGGCACGCUCACAGAUAAAUCCAAAAACAAGGCCAGCUUCGGAACCACCACUCAACUCUCCAGGAAUAAGAAGAGUUCCACAAAGGCAAACGUUACCAAGAAAGGAGAUAAGCAGAAAGGAAAUCAGCAGAAGGGCAAUAAACAGAAAGGAAAAAAAGAAAAAGGGAAUAAACAGAAGGGCAAUAAACAGACAGGAAACAAAGAAAAAGGGAAUAAGCAGAAAGGAAAUAAACAGAAAGGGUUAAACCAGAUCCAGGUAAGGAAAAUCUCUCAGUCAAGCCCCGUAACAAGCCAUGUUCACCUACUUAUAUGCACACACGCCGUACGUCCACAGAAUCAGUCGACUCCUGCCAACAAGAAGGGAUCCAAGGGCAAGACCGUGCCUAAGAAAACCACAACAGCCAAGUUCAUUAAGAAAUUGCCACUGCAAAAAGAUAAUGUAGACAUCAGCGAUUUGCCUACCUCAGAUUAUAUCGUGCAAGACGAAACAGGAAAAGGAACAGUCACACUGCCACUCAGUAGUAUCCUCACCUGUCUCCAGGAAGGUGCCAAGAUCAACAACUUGAGCCCACGGUACGCAGGGCAUGGUAAAAUGAUCAUUGGCGGGGGGAAAAACCGAUACCCGACGGAAAUGCACGAUAGGAAACAGUCGAUCCCGACCUUUCUGGCGAGCAAGAUGGGCCCCGGCGAGCUUCUCCUGCAUCACCCCUUGAAAGGGCCCGAUGUUAACAUAAAACCACACGACCGUCCGCACAACGAGCCAGCGGGCCCGCAUCGCUGCUUUUUCUCGGUAAAACAAGACGGCGGAUAUCGGUUUAUAGGGGUGGGGACGCAUUAUGGAGCUCCGAAUAACGGUUUUACUGAAGUAUCACCAACAUUGGAAGCGGCAAGAUGGCCGAGCGGUCUAAGGCGCCAGACUCAAGUUGAGCGGGUAAGAUUCAAGUACUCCACAGCUUCCGGAUCUCCAGAUCCGGCGUAUUCUGGUCUCGAAAGAGGCGUGGGUUCAAAUCCCACUCUUGUCACCAAUCUUCUCACAUCCAUCUUUGUUAGUAUAGUGGUCAGUAUGCAAGCUUGUCACGCUUGA